Opisthorchis viverrini is the source of this 1029-nucleotide messenger RNA. RefSeq lists its product as hypothetical. Gene Ontology annotation, molecular function: hydrolase activity. The transcript has a single exon. The record is from RefSeq and is a predicted model, not a curated record. Lineage: Eukaryota; Metazoa; Platyhelminthes; Trematoda; Opisthorchiida; Opisthorchiidae. The annotation marks the transcript as partial.
AUGGACACGCCUGCAGCUGAAAAGCUUCCACAGAUUAUUGACAAAGUUGAUUUCGACUAUGAUGCAGUCAACUGGCUCAGAUCAAAUAAAGACGAACCAAAAACUGCUGCUGAGGCACGCAGAACACUGCGCGAGAUCCUCCGAGAGCAAAGUGAUGCUUGUCGUCGAAAUGAACUAGCCCUAGGAAGGCCUGAAUUCAACAUCCUGUAUGGUCGACCAGGUGCGGACAGUCAAGGGACAGAGGCAUUUGAUUGGUUCCCUCCCAGAAAAUGGCCAAUCGAUGCUGUUCAUCUGAUUGUCUAUAUUCACGGAGGAUACUGGAGGGCCAUAGACUUACCCGAAUGCACCAAUUUCGCCACACCAAUCACUCAGUCAGGCGGGAUCUUUGUUGCAGUGGGCUAUCGUCUGGCUCCUUGGCAAACGAUCCAUGAAAUGCCAAGCCGAUUGUGUAUAGCGCUGACCCACAUUAUCGAUUAUACGGAGAAACGUAUAGAACAGGAAACCCAUUCACGAUUGCCGGUUAAGCUUCAUUUGAUGGGUCACUCCGCUGGAGCUCAUCUUGCUUUGGAAACGGUGAUGGCCGGACUCCAGGCUCGGCGGGAAGUCAACGACCGUUGGAUCAAGGCCCUGGGCACUAUGGUUCUUAUUGCAGGGAUUUAUGACGUCAGACCAAUGGUGCACACGUCCAUUAAUACAGCUCUCCGGCUACGGUCGGCAGACGAGGCGUGGGCAUGCAGUCCGUUGCGGUUAUUCACAGACUUUCCAAAGGACCACUUCAGACAAAUAUCGCACAUUGACGUGCUGUUUGCAUGGGCAGAAUAUGACCCACCCGCCUUAAUACAACAAUCACAAGACAUGUCAAAACUAUACGCAGAAUACUCAAAGACCUACGGUGCACAGCUACACAUUGGGAGGGUGGAGACGUACUGCGCCAAGUACGAGGAUCAUUUCACCACUAUAACGAACCUUAACAAUGGAACAUCGAGCAGUGCUUUACUCAAAAAGAUACUGGAAUUUAUUGGACUUCUA